UAAUUAAUAAACAAAUUUACUUGUGAAUUAUAAUUAUUUAUAGAAUACUGUACAAACUACGAAGAUAACACUAAUUAAUUUGGAUAAAUAAUCGGAAAAGUCCGUCAGAAAAAAGACAAAUUUCAAUGUUUCAACAAUGUUCAAUGCAAUUGUCUCGAUAUUACCCGACAAAAUAGUCCGGGGCCUUACCGCAGCCCAUUUUAAACUUUCAGCACUCAAAAAUAUCGGUUUUAGAGGCUCCCACAGCCAUCACAUAAGAGUGUCGCUGCCCAGAAUGAAGGUCACAGUCUUACCGGCCUUGUCCGACAAUUACAUGUAUUUGAUUACUGAUGAAACAACAAAACAAGCAGCAAUCAUUGAUCCAGUUGCACCAGACACUGUUCUAGAAGCUGUCCAAAACGAAGGUGUAAAUCUUACCAAAAUCCUGACUACUCACCAUCAUUGGGACCAUGCCGGAGGUAAUGAGGAGCUUGUAAAGAAAUUCGCAAAGCCUCUUGGAGUUUACGGAGGGGAUACGAGAAUCGGGUGCCUCACCAAUCAAGUCAAGGAUGGGGACAAGUUUAAAAUUGGGGAAAUCGAUGUGGAGUGCAUUUUUACUCCGUGUCACACUUCUGGGCAUAUUUGCUACUAUAUGAGGGACCCCAAAGGGAAAACUGCAGUUUUUACUGGUGACACUUUAUUUGUCGCCGGUUGCGGUAGGUUCUUUGAAGGUUCAGCCUCUCAAAUGUACACAGCCUUGGUCGAGAAACUCUCCAUUCUACCAGAUGAAACUUUGGUAUUUUGCGGUCACGAGUACACCCAGCAAAACCUCAAAUUUGCUAGGCAUGUUGAAUCAGAAAACCCAGACAUUUUGAAGGCGAUUGCCGAAGCGGACAUUAAAAGAAACCAAGGGGUGCCAACUGUACCGUCUACCAUUAAACAAGAGAAAAAGAUUAAUCCUUUUAUGAGGGUUAUGAUGGGUACUGUGCAAAGGCAUGCUAGUUGUGAUGAUGCUGUGUCAACAAUGCAAGCUAUCAGGAAGGAAAAGGAUGCAUUUAAAGCCUAAAUUGUUUUAUCAUAUAAAUAUUAUUAUUCCUUUGUUUUUUUAUAGUCCUCCAUUUGAGCAUUAUAUUUUUCUUUUGAGCGCUCA
Molecule: messenger RNA, 1129 nt
Organism: Ceutorhynchus assimilis (cabbage seed weevil)
Lineage: Eukaryota; Metazoa; Arthropoda; Insecta; Coleoptera; Curculionidae
Source: the annotation of a GenBank genome assembly